Molecule: messenger RNA, 1715 nt
Organism: Salvia hispanica
Lineage: Eukaryota; Viridiplantae; Streptophyta; Magnoliopsida; Lamiales; Lamiaceae
Product: Zinc finger C-x8-C-x5-C-x3-H type family protein
Molecular function (GO): mRNA binding; metal ion binding
Source: RefSeq, a predicted model, not a curated record
AAAUCUUAAGCAAGCAAGGAUUCGUAAUAUUGGGACUUUUUUGAAGAUCUGGAUUCUGGAGCCUCAGUUCUAGAGAGAGAAAUCGAAUAAUUUUAAUUCUGCAUUGAAAGUCGGCGUGGUUUCUGAAUUUUGAUCAUAAUCACAAGCGUGUCGAGGUUGUAAUUCAAAAUCAAUAUCAAAAUCGAAAUUCCAAACCACAAAUUCUGCAAAGUGUGGGUACAGAUCGAUGCCGGGGAAUCGGAAGUUUUCGAGAAUUGAUUCCACGUCCGACGGAGUUGUAGCUAGUUGAUUUUGGCAGAGGCAAUGAGACGGGUAAAGGUGGAAGAGAGUGAUGGAAAUGGUGAUGAGCGGGGAUCCUACCCGGAUCGGCCGGGUGAACCCGAUUGCAUUUACUAUUUGCGGACGGGGUCUUGUGGCUAUGGGAGCAAUUGUCGUUUUAAUCAUCCCUCUAGUGCAGGACAAGUUUAUGGUGUUAAAGCCGGCAGUGAGCUUCCCGAAAGGGCUGGACAGCCGGAUUGUGGGCACUAUCUAAAGACGGGCACCUGUAAGUAUGGGUCGACCUGUAGAUAUCAUCAUCCCAAGGAUAGAAAAGCUGAUUUCUUGUUGAAUAUGUUGGGAUUACCAAUGCGUCAGGACGCAAAGCCUUGUCCUUUUUAUAUGCGCACAGGGUUAUGUAAAUAUGGAUAUGCUUGCAAGUUCCAUCAUCCCCAACCUACAUUAGCUGCUCCAAAUGCGGUACCUGUAAUGGGACCCGUUUAUGGUUCGGGCGGCUCUGCAGUAGUUUCUUCAUCUGGCGUAUCAUCUGCAACUUUUUCAGGAGCAUCCUUGUCAAAGGCAACCUAUUUUGCUAGCUCACUCCAAGUUCCACAAAGCUACAUGCCCUUAUUUCUACCUCAACCGCAAGGAUGGAACACCUAUAUGGGAAACGCCAAUCCACUGCCUGUCACUAGUGUCCUAACUGGUCCAGUACCAAAUGGGCAGCAAUCUGUCUCUUAUCUUCCAGAAAGAUCGGAUCAGCCAGAAUGCCGUUAUUUCAUGGAACACGGGAGUUGUAAAUACGGAUCCGAGUGCAAAUAUCACCAUCCCAGAGAAAAACUCUCACCAUUAGUUUCAACUUCUGUCAUCCCACUCGGGCUUCCUCUAAGACCCGGUCAGCCUGUGUGUUCGUAUUAUAGUCUCUACGGAAUAUGCAAUUACGGCCCUGCCUGCAGAUUCGACCACCCAGUUGACAGGCACAACUACGCAUACAGCCUCCGUGUCCCUCCAACGGCCUUUGCUUACCCGGCCCCGGCCCCAUAUCAGAGAAUAGCGUCCCAGUUGCCCGUAACCGACGUCUCGCCAGCCAAAUCAUCCAAGUUGAGUGACUGGAUUAAGAAGGAAACAACUGCAAGCAACAAGCAUCAUCAAAACUCAAACACCAAGAGCCUUGGGGAGUCACUCGAGCAGUCAGAUUCGAAGGCCUCGUCCGAUGUUCUUCACGACGAGUCUGACUGACGCGCUGUGGCACAGCCGGCUGUAACCACUCUGUGGUGGUCUAUUUUUGGCUGAUUUUUUUUCUUGAACUCUCUUACCUUUUGAAAGGUAUAUUUCUGUGAUACCUUUGUUUGAAUACUUACUCCCGCGUUAUAUUUUUUUAUGCCAAUAUUUAUUGGUUUUUUCUCUUAAACUCUUUUUUGGUGAAAGAGCUUAAAAGAAAGAGUUGAUCAAAUGGUUAA